CCAAUCCAUUCAAUCCAAGCUACAUUUUCUUCCCUCAGUUGAAAUCAAAGUGCACAAAAUCAAACAUGACUCUCCCAAUCAUGAAACCACUCCUUUUCUCUCUUACAACAGUAUCACUUGUUUCAAUCACAAAACUCCUAUAUGCUAAUCACUUUCAUAUACCUUUCCCUCCUCCAUCUCUUUCCAUUGCUGGUGUCACCAUCAUCUCUGCUAUCAUCCUAUACUUGUUUUCCAAAAACCACUCUUCUCAUCUCCCUCCAGGCCCUCUCUCUAUCCCUGUAUUUGGCAACUGGCUACAAGUUGGCAAUGACCUCACUCACCGUCUCCUAGCAUCCAUGACAAAAACCUACGGCCCCGUGUUCCUCCUCAAACUUGGUUUCAGAAACUUGGUUGUGGUCUCUGAUCCUCAACUCGCCUCCGAAGUCCUCCACUCCAAAGGCGUGGAAUUCGGUUCUCGCCCGCGAAAUGUAGUGUUUGACAUCUUCACAGGGAAAGGCCAAGACAUGGUUUUCACCGUGUACGGUGAUCACUGGCGAAAAAUGCGCAGGAUCAUGACACUGCCAUUCUUCACCAACAAGGUUGUCCAGAAUUACAGCAGCAUGUGGGAGCAAGAGAUGGACCUUGUGGUCCGCGACCUCAAUGCCGACCAGACAGUGAGAAGUGAAGGGAUAGUUAUCAGAAGGCGGCUGCAGUUAACGCUCUACAACAUCAUGUACAAGAUGAUGUUUGAUACCAAGUUUGAGUCCUUAGAAGACCCUUUGUUCAUUCAAGCCACAAAGUUCAACGCUGAGAGAAGCCGUUUAGCACAGAGUUUUGAGUACAAUUAUGGAGAUUUCAUCCCAUUGCUAAGACCCUUCUUGAGAGGAUACCUGAAUAAAUGCAAGGACUUGCAAGCCAGGAGGUUGGAAUUUUUCAACAAGAACUAUGUUGAGGAUAGAAGAAAAAUAAUGGCUGCCAAUGGGGACAAGCACAAGAUAAGCUGCGCUAUGGAUCAUAUCAUAGAAGCUGAGAUGAAGGGAGAAAUCAGUGAAGAGAAUGUGAUUUACAUAGUUGAGAACAUUAAUGUUGCAGCAAUAGAGACAACAUUGUGGUCCAUGGAGUGGGUAAUAGCAGAGGUUGUUAAUCAUCCAAUUGUUCAAAGCAAGAUACGUGAAGAGAUAUCAAGUGUGCUUAAAGAGGAGCCAGUGACAGAGUCCAAUCUACACAAACUACCAUAUCUACAAGCCACUGUGAAAGAGGCAUUGAGACUUCACACCCCAAUUCCUCUGUUGGUGCCACACAUGAACCUGGAAGAGGCAAAGCUAGGAGGGUAUACAAUUCCUAAGGAAUCUAAGGUGGUGGUGAAUGCUUGGUGGCUUGCAAACAACCCAGCAUGGUGGAAGAAUCCAGAGGAGUUCAGGCCAGAGAGGUUCUUUGAAGAGGAAAAUGGGACAGAUGCUGUUGCAGGAGGGAAUAAGGUUGAUUUUAGAUAUGUACCCUUUGGUGUUGGGAGGAGGAGUUGCCCUGGGAUUAUACUUGCAUUACCAAUAUUAGGACUUGUCACUGCAAAGUUGGUGUCAAGUUUUGAGAUGAAUGCUCCAAAUGGGACAAAGGUAGACAUGACUGAAAAAGGAGGACAAUUUAGCUUGCACCUUGCCAACCACUCAACAGUGUUGUUCCAUCCAAUUAAAUAGGAGACUUCAUUGGUAGAUGAAGAAAUCGCAAGUCCCUCCCUAAGUUUAGCAUCUUUUCUACUUGCAUUUGUUUUUCUUUCUAUUUCAUUCACUCUAUUGCUUAUUAUAUUUCUCUUUCAAUUAUGUUGUAAAAUUGUUCAAAGGAAAAA
Messenger RNA from Lotus japonicus, 1822 nucleotides. RefSeq names its product cytochrome P450 CYP73A100-like. The record is from RefSeq and is a predicted model, not a curated record. The coding region runs from base 66 to 1673 and encodes 535 amino acids. Lineage: Eukaryota; Viridiplantae; Streptophyta; Magnoliopsida; Fabales; Fabaceae. The transcript has 2 exons. Gene Ontology annotation, molecular function: heme binding; monooxygenase activity; oxidoreductase activity, acting on paired donors, with incorporation or reduction of molecular oxygen.